Messenger RNA from Grosmannia clavigera kw1407, 2802 nucleotides. Its product is annotated as mitochondrial dynamin GTPase. The record is from RefSeq and is a predicted model, not a curated record. The transcript is spliced from 3 exons. Gene Ontology annotation, cellular component: microtubule; membrane; cytoplasm. NCBI's taxonomy places the organism in Eukaryota, Fungi, Ascomycota, Sordariomycetes, Ophiostomatales, Ophiostomataceae. The coding region runs from base 1 to 2802 and encodes 933 amino acids. Gene Ontology annotation, molecular function: GTP binding; microtubule binding; GTPase activity.
AUGAGUGCAAGACGUAUUGCGUCCGGGGCCCUGGGGCCUCUGGUACGCCGCAGGGCCGCCCAGAUGGUCGUCCGUUCUUUUCACCAACGGCUGCUACCCGUCGGAGGAUUACAAAGGACAGACAUAUCUAUCCAAGCGGCACGGAAGCACAUGCGAUUCCCAAUCAACGGAUACCACAACGCGGUGAUCUCGCGAAAUGCCUCAUUUGCUCGCCUCAUUCCUAAGCUCGUCAUCAAGUUUGCCCGGGUUCCGGCCAUGUUUGGUGGUUUGCUGAUAGGAGGCGCAGCUUGGGUUCAGUACCAGGCCAUUCAGGUGGGAAACUCGGCCUACGACAUGUACAGGACCACCCGGGACGGGUUGACAGAGACGGCAACAACAUUCUGGGACGGGGCGCUCAACAUUGCGAAUCAGACAAAGCAGGGAUGGGAGAGCACGAAAGAGCAUAUGGAGAUGCCUGAAUGGAUGCAAAAAGUGCUGAAGCUGCACGAGAAGAUCGGAACGGGCAGCGAGGGUCCUAAUGGCAGCGGUAAGGGCCCGAAGGAGAGCAGAGGUGCUGGAGCAGCCGGAGCAGCAGCCGGAGCAGCAGCUUACGGAUACUCGGAUGGCGGGGACGACGACGAGCCGCGGGCGGGAACAGAGAGCGGUGCGCGGGACGAUCAGAUGAUGCUGUUCAUUAAGAAGAUGAUUGAGAUCCGCAACAUCCUGCAAAAGGUGGGCCAGUCAAGCACGCUGACGCUGCCGUCGAUCGUGGUGAUUGGCUCGCAGUCGUCGGGCAAGAGCUCGGUGCUGGAGGCGAUUGUGGGGCACGAGUUCCUGCCCAAGGGCUCGAACAUGGUGACACGGCGGCCGAUCGAACUGACGCUGGUCAACACGCCCGACUCGAAGGUGGAGUACGGCGAGUUCCCGGACCUGGGGCUGCGGAAGAUCACGGACUUCUCGUCUAUCCAGCGAACGCUGACGGAGCUGAACCUGGCCGUGCCGGACUCGGAGUGCGUGUCGGACGACCCGAUCCACCUGACGGUGUACUCGCCACAUGUGCCGGACCUGUCGCUGAUCGACCUGCCGGGAUACAUUCAGGUGGUGGGCCAGAACCAGCCGCUGGAGCUGAAGCAGAAGAUCUCGGAGCUGUGCGACAAGUAUAUUCAGCCGCCCAACGUGAUCUUGGCCAUCUCGGCCGCAGACGUGGACCUGGCCAACUCGACGGCGCUGCGGGCGAGCCGGCGGGUGGACCCUCGCGGUGAGCGGACGAUCGGGGUGGUGACGAAGAUGGAUCUCGUGGACGCGGAGCGUGGAGCGUCGAUCCUGCUGGACAAGCAGUACCCGCUGCGGCUGGGGUACGUGGGCGUGGUGGCGCGGGCCCCGACCUCGGUCGGCGGUGGGCUGUUCAAGAAGGGCGGCAGCGGCAAUAGCCUGAUGCGGCAGAUCUCGAAGAACGAGGAGGCCUUCUUCAAGGCGCACCCGCUGGAGUUCGGGGUGGGGACGGAACUGGCGCUGGGAACGAAAACGCUGCGGCGGAAGCUGAUGCACGUGCUGGAGCAGACGAUGUCGGCGAGCUUGCAGAGCACGACAGACGUGAUCCGACAGGAGCUGGAAGAAGCCACGUACGAGUUCAAGGUGCAGUACAACGACCGGCCGCUGUCGGCGGAGUCGUACCUGGCCGAGAGCCUGGAUGCGUUCAAGCACUCGUUCAAGCAGUUUGCGGAAGAAUUUGGGCGGCCGCAGAUGCACGAGCUGCUCAAGGGCGAGCUGGACCAGCGGGUGCUGGAUCUGCUGGCACAGCGGUACUGGAACAAGCCGAUCGCGGACCUGCUGCCGGCGGUAGUGGAACUGGAUCCGCUGUCGGAGCUGCCGAGGGCCGACCCGGACUCGCUGUACUGGCACCGGCAGCUAGACGCGUCGACGUCGCAGCUGACGAAGCUGGGGAUCGGGCGGCUGGCGACGAAUGUGGUGGCGACGAGCAUUCAGGCCCACAUCGAGCGGUUGAUCGCGCAGUCCAACUUUGCGAGCCAUCCAUUUGCGCGGCAGGCGAUUGUGGACGCGGCCGCGAGCAUUCUCAACGACCGGUUCUACAGCACGAGCGACCAAGUGGAAAACUGCAUCAAGCCGUACAAGUUUGAGAUUGAGCUGGAAUCCCGCGAAUGGGAAGGCGGCCGGGAACACGCGGCCGUGGUGCUCAAGACGGAGCUGCACGCCUGCCAGGACGCGAUGAAGCGACUCGAGGGCACUGUCGGUGGUCGUCGCAAGCUGGGCGAGGUCAUGGGAUUCGUGGACCGGGCGAGACGCGGCGACGUGGUGGUGGAGGGUGAGGGCCGGAGUGGUGCCGGUGGCUACAGUGCAGCUCUUUUGCAAAAGGGACGUGAAGCGGUCUUCCUCCGUGACCGGGCCGACAUCAUCAACAUGCGGCUGCUGGCAGCCAAGUCGAAGCAAUGCCGCAGCAUCAGCAACAAAUACUACUGCCCCGAAGUGUUUCUGGAUGCGGUGGCGACAAAGCUGGCCAGCACGGCAGUGCUCUUCCUCAACGUGGAGCUGUUGUCGGAGUUCUACUACAACUUCCCGCGCGAGCUGGACCAGCGGCUAGGCCGUCACCUGAGCGACGAGGAGAUGGAGCGCUUUGCCAAGGAAGACCCCAAGAUCGGCCGCCACUUGGAUGUGAUUCGACGCAAGGAGCUGCUGGAGCUGGUGCUCGACAAGAUGGAAAGCCUGCGCCAGCUAGAGGGCCGCGAGAAGGGCCGGCGCAUCGGUGGCAGCAGCAGCAGCAGCAGCGACAAGAAAAAGGGCGGCAGUCGCUGGGGGCUGUUUUAG